Messenger RNA from Clonostachys solani, 225 nucleotides. Lineage: Eukaryota; Fungi; Ascomycota; Sordariomycetes; Hypocreales; Bionectriaceae. The record is from the annotation of a GenBank genome assembly.
AUGCAAUUCUAUCACAUCCUUGCCCUUGCUAUUGCCGGCACUGUUUUGGCCUCUCCCGCGGCCAUUGCCGAAGAGGUUGAUGUCGACGUGCGAAGCACCGAAAGUAAAGUAGCCGAGGCCUUUGAAUCACGCGCGGACAAAUGCUUGUACCGUUACUGCAAGAGCGCGAGGGAUUGCUGCCCGAGGAUGGCGUGCUACUCAAAGAGCUCAUCUUGUGUCUACUAA